ACUUGUCCAUUUUCGAUUUUAACAUUAUUGCCGGAUGUUUGUAGCGUGUUGCAUCGCUUGACAAGAAGACAGGUGUCCGAUAAGAUGUUUAACAUGAAGAUAAAGGAAAAGGACUUCCAAAUGAGGUAAAUAAAGAAGUGCCCCGAAUAAGCGGCAACCUUAACAUAGCUAAAGUAGGAAAUUUUCUGUCGAUUUCAAUGGGAAUUUGGACUAUUUAUUUUCUCUUAGCGUAUUCGUCGGCUUUUGCUAACGGCCAACAAAAACAGUCACAAUGCAAUGUUAUUCCAAGUAUUUGUCCCCAAAACUGCAUCAUUACGCUCGGGGGCUGUUCUCAUUGCGUCACUUCCUGUGCAACGAUUUUAGGAGCACCUUUAAAUAAUCUCCAAAGUCAGUUGGGGGCAAAUAUCGGCGGAAGCAGUUCAAUAACCGGAGGUAGUUCAAUGACCGGAAGUGCAGGGUCUCAGAGCGCUUCGUUAUCAAUAUCCGGAGGAUCGUCAUUUCUCUCACCAAGUUCAAUUAAUUCUCUUUCCGGUUUACUGAACUAUAACCCCGGAAACCUUGGACCUCUAAAUCCCUAUCUUAGUUCCGGAUACGGAAGCUUCGCUACCGGAACUAACUACAACCCGGCUAAUCCGGCUCAGAUUAGUUCCGGUAGUUCUUCCGGUACAAACACCGGAAUGUUUGGGUAUCAACCAAACGGGUACAGUGGUGGACAGCCAUCGGGUCCCGGAAGUCAGAUCUCAGGAAAUCCAGCCAAUCCGCUGUCUGUUCAUACAACGGUAGCGCCAUCUACUACAACGGCACUGAAAACAGCGGUGACAGGUGCCAGACACACCUGUCCACCAGUCACGUGUUCCGACAUUAAAUAUCUUCACUUUAUCAACGGAUGUCCGGUUUGUUUAGUACCAACUUUCCCAGCGACUACAACAACUACAGCAUCGAAACCAACUACACAAAAAGUGAUGACGUCACCAGCUACCUGCGCCCCCUUGCGGUGUGUAGCACCGUGUGAUAAAGGCAUCGGAAUAGGCCCCACUGGGUGUCCCAUGUGUCUUUGUAAAUAAAAUGCAGAAUAAAAACAUCAAUUCCUUAG
Messenger RNA from Magallana angulata, 1093 nucleotides. RefSeq lists its product as uncharacterized. The transcript is spliced from 4 exons. Lineage: Eukaryota; Metazoa; Mollusca; Bivalvia; Ostreida; Ostreidae. Gene Ontology annotation, molecular function: enzyme inhibitor activity. The record is from RefSeq and is a predicted model, not a curated record. Bases 198 to 1064 code for a protein of 288 amino acids.